Molecule: messenger RNA, 8629 nt
Organism: Strigops habroptila (Kakapo)
Lineage: Eukaryota; Metazoa; Chordata; Aves; Psittaciformes; Psittacidae
Gene: ALS2
Product: alsin Rho guanine nucleotide exchange factor ALS2
Exons: 37
Coding region: 2433-7385 (1650 amino acids)
Molecular function (GO): guanyl-nucleotide exchange factor activity
Source: RefSeq, a predicted model, not a curated record
UGUUCUUGUUUUUGCAGGUAUCUUUGAAUCCUGAGUGGCUUCUUGCUGCCAAAUAGAGUAUGGCAAACCCCUCCCUGAAGACUCACCUUCCAUGCAGUACUGAGCAGCUAACCAUGGUGCUAAUUUGCUGAGGUCUGUGGACAAACAGACAGGAAGGUAAACUGUGAUGACUGGCAUGUCUCACCUCAGGGCACUGGGGAAAGUAUGAUGGUAUAUGGACAGUGAGAGAACUGUCCUCUGAAAUGCAGGUAAAAGAGGAGAGAGAUCAUGUAAGAGCAGGCACUUGUUUACAGGGAAAAUCUGCUUAGAUGAAGCAAGAGCUCUGAAAGACAAGUGUGUCACAGAUGUGUAGUGUCAUCCUGGGGUGUUUGGGUGCUAGACUCUAAUAUGGCCAUCAGUGUAGUCUGAAGGGAGUAUGUGCAAAUUGAUUGCUAACACAUGGCUGUUGAGAGGACUAACUCCAGAAACAGCCAUAACAGCUAAACUAUUUCAGUCCCACAAAGAGGUGAGUGUUGGCUGCGGUAAAUGUUGCUCAAGAAAAGCGCAUUUCAAAGAGGAGCUGGUGCAGAGGUAACUGCCUUCAACAGGUCUUCCAUGGACUGCUCAGGAGAACUCUUUGCCUUCCUGCGCUAGUGGAGUUUUACCAUUGAGUUCACCGAGGCCAGCAUUUUGCCCUAGGAGUUAAGAUUAGAGAAAUGUAUGUUCUGGUGAACAAUUUCACAGCAGAGCUUGGAGGUUUUUUGUGGUCUUUGGUUGCAGUGCCUAUGGUAACUUGGAAUGAAAGAUGUGUGUUGAGUUAGUGAUAACUGCUGGAAGGAAAAUAAUUUUCAGUCUUUUCUUGCUCUCCAAAAAUAAUCAUCAUCACUUAGAUUUAAAGAAUAAAUUAUCUGAUGAAAAAAUAAGUAUUUAAAUGGUGCCUAAUAUAUUUUUAGCUGUUCCUGAGCUUGUAAUGUUUAACUUCUCUGCUUCUGGUGAAAAUACUUGUGGGUUUUUUAUAACUGUGCUUAAAAGGAUUGCAGGAGCAAGACAAUUUGAACAGCAUGUGAAAUUGGCAACCUGGAAACAAACAUCUGUGGAAAGAAAAAGUAUAAUUAGUCUUAAUUUUUUUUAUUGUAGAGUUCAAGGGCAGAUGCACUGGAGACUGUCUUAUUCUUAUAAAUUCUUAGUUUUCAUUAAUUACUGGGGUUUAAGAUAUGGUUUAAUUGACAAAUAGUAUAAUAAGCAUUAAUUUUCUCUCUCAGAACAAAGACUGCUUUCUAGAAGAAUCUGAUAAUGAAGAAGAAAAUGUGUGAGCUGUACACAGCUCUUAGAGUAUUCCAGUCAGUUAUUAUAUAGUAUCACAUCUUUACCUCAUUAAAUAUUCACCUUAAAGUUCUGGAUUUUAAAUUAUUAUGGGAAUGCAGUUUUCCAUCUUUGUUAUUUAUUGAUAUACCUCUGGUAGUUUUGGGGAAAGAGCUGAAAUGUAACUUAUAACAUUUAAAAACAUAAGUUUGCAAAUAAAAAGCAUACCGAAAUUAUUUCCUUAUUUAGGUUUUGAGUUCUUGAAAGCUUGAUAGACCUAGAGGGGUUUUGGCUGCUGUAGAGCUUAAAGGAAUAAUGUUUAUAACUGAUAACUGGAAAUCAGUAGAAUGUUGUGUUUAGUGGCUUAUAAUUUUUUCAACGCCUAAAACCGAUUCUCUUGUCUCUGACAGUAGGGAAAAAUUUAGAAUAGUUUCUUGCAAAGCCGACAUGUGUUCGUGCUUUGGCAUAGAUCCCUGAUGUCUUUUGAUGGAAAAGGAGCUGUUCCUGUGAACAGUCCCUCAAAUUUAGCUGUUAAAAGCCUUUGAGAAGUUUGUGUUUCCGUAUUGCAGUGAUGUCUGUAAAGGAGAGUUGGAGAAAAUCCAUUAAUACUGCUGACCUAUCUUUGUCUUAAUGUUUUCCUCAGGAUUGCUUCUCCUUCUCUUGGAAGGAUGCUUCACCUGGCCCACUGUCACUAUUCAUGUGCGCAUAAGACUUGAAAAACCGUGGUGAGAAGAAACAGUUUGAUGACCCUCCAGCACAAUGAUCUCCAUUUACAUGCACUUCAUAAACUCUCACCUGCUUUACCAGCGCAUACUACCUCUGCCAAGAGAAAGUUUUCUGGAAAAAAGGAAAGAUCUGCUGUGAGGUUACACCAAGGCUUCUGGUUUCUGAUGUCCCAGAGCUCAGAAGAAGUAUCCCAGAUAACUGAAACCAAGCCGACUAGCACUUGAACACAGGUAUAUUUUACUCACCUCCCAGAUCUUCAGCAGCUGUUCAUGAGUACCAGAAGUUCCUGCAAAUAUUGGCUGCCCCUGGAUCAUUUCAACAAAUAUACAGCCUGCACUCCUGCAAGAAAACCAAGUUUGUAGAAAUUACAUUGUUCCUUUUGAAAGAGGAAUGAUUUGGUGGUGAUGGAGUGCUGCCACUGACAGAUGGACUCACAGGAAAGAAGCUCAGAAGAGGCAGAAGGAGCCAAAGAGAGAGGCCUGGUCUAUGUUUGGAAGGCUGGUUCCUGCUCUGUAACUCCAGAAAGGCUUCCAGGCCUCAGUGGAAAGACUAUAUUACAGGCAGCCCUUGGAAUACAUCAUGGGUUACUUCUAACAGAAGGUGGAGAGGUCUACAGCUUUGGAAAACUGCCCUGGAGAUCAGGAUCGGAGGAGUCAUGUGCUAAUAGCCCUAUCUUAGAAAAUACUUUGCUUGGGCAUCAUGUUAUUACAGUGGCAGCUGGCAGCUUCCAUAAUGGAGCCGUAACAGAAAGUGGUGUGGUGUACAUGUGGGGGAACAAUUCUGCUGGCCAGUGUGCAGUUGCUAAUCAGCCAUGUGUACCAGAGCCACAACCCAUCAGUAUUUCUGAUUCUGAAACCAGUCCUCUGUUAUCAGUAAGGAUUUUGCAGCUAGCAUGUGGAGAGGAACACACACUGGCACUAUCACUAAGCAGAGAGAUAUGGGCUUGGGGGAGUGGCUGCCAGCUCGGUCUCAUAACAACAACUUUCCCAGUAACAAAGCCACAGAAGGUAGAGCACCUGGCAGGGCGCGUUGUGCUCCAGAUUGCCUGUGGAGCCUACCACAGCCUGGCUCUGGUACAAUGUCUCCCUGUGCAGGAAAUGAAACCUAUCCCAGAGAGGUGCAAUCAUUGCAGCCAACUCCUCAUUACCAUGACGGACAAGGAAGAUCAUGUCAUCAUUUCAGAUAGUCACUGUUGCCCACUGGGCGUAGCACUGUCCGAUAACCGACCAGAAAGCCAUGCGUUCUGUCCCUCACUGGAGACCCUGGAAGGAAAAAGUCUAUCAAGUAGCCAAAGUGAAGACUCUCAGAAACCACUUGUGGAAGAACAUACGCUUGUUGCUUUAGAAGCUGAUGGAGCAAGUGUGUUUUCCAGUAACGAUGGGCAGGAAGACAGUGGAAUUUCUAGUCCUGGAAAUAUUCUGUUCCCAGACAAAAAAGGAGUGAAAGAGUACUUAAUCAGUUUAUCAGAUCACUCAUUAAGUGAGAGCCUGGAGAAAAACAUCUGCCCAGAACCUGAGCAGCCUUCACAAGAAGAACAACUCGGUGCUUGUAUCCCUGGCCCUCCAGGUACCAGCACAUCUGCCUUGAACAGCUUGGUGGCCUCUUGUGCAUCAGCAGUUGGAGUGAGAGUAGCUGCUACAUAUGAAGCUGGAGCACUGUCUCUGAAGAAAGUAAUGAACUUCUAUGGCGCACCUCCAAGUGAAUCAGGAUCUCAGUCUGGCGGUGGUUCCCCAGGGCCUGAAGCUCUGAAAGACAGUCGAGAAGAGCAGGUCAGACAGGAAUCCAUGCAGGGGAAGAAGAGUUCCAGUUUAGUAGAUAUUAGAGAGGAGGAAUCUGAAGGAGGAAGUCGAAGGCUUUCCCUGCCUGGCUUGUUGUCACAAGUUUCUCCUAGGCUCUUACGGAAGGUAGGGCGGGCAAAAAUGAGGACUGUAGCUCUGACUCCAACCUACAGUGGUGAGGCUGAUGCUCUUUUACCCUCUCUAAGAACGGAGGUGUGGAGCUGGGGAAAGGGGAAGGAAGGACAGCUAGGGCAUGGUGAUGUUCUGCCAAGGCUUCAGCCACUAUGUGUGAAAAGCCUAGAUGGUAAAGAAGUGAUUCAUCUCUCUGCUGGUGGCCAUCAUUCCUUAGCACUCACUGCCAAAUCUCAGGUGUAUUCUUGGGGCAGUAAUACCUCCGGCCAGCUUGGUCACUUGAACUCCCCGACAACAGUCCCUCGUCUGGCAAAGGUGUGUGGCAAUGGUGUUUGGACUACAGCAGCAGGACUAGAUUAUUCCCUCUUCUUAGCAGAUGAGGAAGAUUUUCAACCUGGAUUAUAUUACAGUGGCCAGGAGACAACAAAAGAAAAUAGCUUGUAUGAAAACAGCUGUACUAAGAGUCCAGCUUUGUUACUAUCCUGUAGUAAGAUAGGAUACAUAAGCAAUGUGAUAGCUGGUGGUGACAACUGUUUGGUCUUAGUAGACAAAAACGUAAUGGGAUAUAUUGCCAGUUUGCAUGAGUUGGCUUCUACUGAGAGAAGGUUUUAUUUCAAACUGAGUGAGAUCAAAUCUCAGGUUCUUAGACCUCUUUUAGGUUUAGAUAAUUUGGGCAAUGCAAAUACAAUCCAGUUGUUGCAGGAAAUGGCAAGCAGGUUCAGCAAGCUGUGCUAUCUCAUUGGUCAACAUGGAGCUUCUUUAAGUAGCUUUCUUCAUGGAGUAAAAGAAGCCAGGAGUUUGGCCAUCCUGAAGCAUUCCAGUCUCUUUUUGGAUAGUUACACCGAGUAUUGUACUUCAGUAACAAACUUCCUCGUAAUGGGAGGAUUUACACUCCUCACGAAGCCAGCAAUAGACUUCUUGAGUAAAAACCAGGAGCUGUUACAGAAACUGUCUGAGAAGAAUGAGGAAAACCUCCAGCUAGUGGAAGUUCUGAAUGCUCUGUUUUUCAUGCCGUUUGGACGACUUCAUAAUUAUGCUAGAACUUUGCUAAAGCUUGCCACAUGUUUUGAAGUGGCAUCUCCAGAAUACCAGAAGCUACAGGAUUCUAGCUCUUGUUAUGAGAGCCUUGCUGUCCAUCUUAACAGAAAAAGGAAAGAAGCAGAAUACACACUUGGCUUCUGGAAGACCUUUCCUGGGAAAAUGACGGAUUCCUUGCGAAAGCCAGAGCGUCGCUUAAUCUGUGAAAGCAGCAAUCGUGGCUUGUCUCUGCAGCAUGCGGGAAGAUUCUCUGUAAACUGGUUCAUCCUCUUUAAUGAUGCUCUGGUACAUGCUCAGUUCUCAACGCACCAUAUUUUUCCCUUGUCUACACUGUGGGUAGAAGCUCUUUCAGAAGAAGCUGGUAAUGUGAAUGGAUUGAAGAUUACAACACCAGAAGAACAGCUUGUUCUUGUUUCUUCAACACCACAGGAAAAGACCAAGUGGCUGAGGGCAAUAAGUCAAGCAGUGGAUCAGGCCCUUAGAGGGACUUCUGACUUAAUUCUAUAUGGAGCUGGUGGGAAUGUGCCAAGACAGGAGCCUCCUAUUUCUCGCAGUGCCAAAUACACCUUCUAUAAGGACCCUCGAUUUAAGGAUGCUGUUUAUGAUGGGAGAUGGCUUUCAGGAAAACCCCAUGGCAGAGGGAUCCUAAAGUGGGCAGAUGGAAGAAUGUACUCUGGCACUUUCCGGACUGGGCUGGAGGAUGGGUAUGGUGAAUACCAAGUGCCAAACAAAGCCUUGAAUAAGGAUGACCAUUAUGUGGGGUACUGGAAGGAAGGCAAAAUGUGUGGGCAUGGAGUCUACAGCUAUGCUACUGGUGAGGUGUAUGAAGGGUGUUUUCAGGAUAACAUGCGUCAUGGGCAUGGUCUGCUACGCAGUGGGAAGCUGACCUCUUCCUCUCCCAGUAUGUUCAUUGGACAGUGGACAAUGGAUAAGAAGAGUGGUUAUGGAGUUUUUGAUGAUAUCACAAGAGGAGAAAAGUAUAUGGGAAUGUGGCAAGAUGAUGUUUGCCAAGGCAAUGGUGUUGUGGUUACCCAGUUUGGACUGUAUUAUGAAGGAGCCUUCAGCAUGAACAAAAUGAUGGGGACUGGAAUUCUGCUUUCUGAGGAUGAUACAAUCUAUGAGGGGGAAUUUUCAGAUAACUGGACUCUGAGUGGGAAGGGAACUCUGACCUUGCCAAAUGGAGAUUAUAUUGAAGGGCUCUUCAGUGGAGAGUGGGGAUCUGGGAUAAAAAUCACAGGAACAUACUUCAAACCUAGCUUGUAUGAGAAUGAGAAGGACAAACCUAAAGCAUUGCGGAAACUUGGGAUUCUGGCAGUGCCUCCUGAUGAAAAAUGGAAGGCAGUAUUUGAAGAAUGCUGGAACCAGCUUGGUUGUGAGAGCCCGGGCCAGGGGGACAGAUGGAAGGCUUGGGACAACAUUGCGGUGGCCCUGACCACCAACCGGCGGCAACACAAAGACAGCCCAGAAUUAUUGAGCCGUUCACAUACUCAGACACUGGAAAGUCUGGAGUUCAUUCCACAACACAUUGGUGCCUUCACCCUGGAAAAAUAUGAAAAUAUAAAAAAAUAUUUGAUAAAGGCUUGUGAUACUCCUCUCCAUCCAUUGGGCAAGCUGGUGGAAACACUGGUAGCUGUCUACAGAAUGACCUAUGUUGGAGUUGGAGCUAAUCGGCGAUUACUGCAGGAGGCUGUAAGAGAGAUAAAGUCCUACCUCAAACGCAUCUUCCAACUGGUUAGGUUCUUGUUCCCUGAUCUUCCGGAAGAGGGCAGCACAAUUCCAUUUGUGGCGACAGAGACAAAAGGGAGGCGAUCAUUUUGCAGUGGGAAGUCUGACUCGAGAUCAGAAUCUCCUGAGCCAGGCUAUGUGGUAACCAGUUUUGGGUUGCUGCUCCCUGUAUUACUGCCACGACUCUAUCCUCCUCUCUUUAUGUUGUAUGCCUUAGACAACGAGCGUGAGGAAGAUAUUUACUGGGAAUGUGUUUUACGUCUAAACAAACAAACUGAUAUGGCUCUCCUGAGUUUUCUUGGAGUGCAAGCGAAAUUCUGGCCAGGAACUGUAUCCAUCCUUGGAGAGAGUAGAAAGGUAUCAUCAAAUACAAAAGAUGCCUGCUUUGCCUCUGCAGUUGAAUGUUUACAGCAAAUCAGUACCACGUUCACCCCAGCUGACAAGUUGAAGGUGAUCCAGCAGACUUUUGAAGAGAUCUCUCAGAAUGUACUUGAGACUCUUCAGGAAGAUUUUCUGUGGUCCAUGGAUGACUUAUUUCCUGUUUUUCUUUAUGUGGUGCUACGAGCCAGGAUAAGGAAUUUGGGGUCUGAGGUGCACUUAAUCGAAGACUUGAUGGAUCCUUAUCUGCAGCAUGGGGAGCAAGGCAUCAUGUUCACUACCUUGAAGGCAUGUUACUACCAGAUUCAACAUGAAAAGCUUACCUAGACCGUCGUUUAUGACCUGGCUCUGUGGGAUAAUCUACUCGGUGGAAUUUCACUAAUACCCACUUUCUUCCCUGAAAUGGCACUUAAAAAAUACCCUGUUACAUUCUGUUGUUACAGAUGAAAACACUCAGUUGUUUCUUCUGAACUCUCAGUUUUAAGACUGGAAAACUGCAGCCAGAGACUAUCUGUCUGUGAAGUGGUGAUGAAGCGAGAGACUUGAUUUGUCAAUACCUGCCAAGAAGAAAUCAUUUCCUAUUCUAACAGAAAGAUUAUUUACUCCUUUUAAGUCGAUAAUGCUGCAAAAAGGCAUGGCGUCCACAUAGAGUACAUGUGAAAGUCUGGACUGCAUGGCUUCCAAAGCAGUGGGGUUGUAUUUAUUAUUCCUGGUUUGUCAAGAGAGACAUUUGAAGGGAAUUACUUGCGCCACAGAACUGUUCAAUCUCCCUGAAUUAAGCUAUUAUGUUUGUUUAUUUCAAAAAUAGAAGUAUGUUAGUAUUUUUAAUGGGUAACCUAUAGUUUGGCUAUAAAGGGUUUGAGGCAUCUGUGUUGAACAUCAUUGCUGAAUGCAGUAUUAAUGUGCUGCUGUGGUAAUAAUCACACUGUUAUGGACUUUACUGGAGUUAUAAAUAUACAGUCAUUCACUACUCUUUCUGUUUAUGAAAUAAAUAAAAGGCACUGACCACUUCAAAUUUUGGCACUGAAUUAAAUACUUGAAAUCUGUAGUGUUCAGUUUCAUUACCCUGAGCCCAGAGGACAAACGCUUUCUCUGGAAGCCCAUGUGACAGAGGAAUGGGAAUGUGCUCUUGAACAAGCUGACCAUGGAUUAGGUUUGAGACUUUUGCCUGUUAACUUAUGCGUCAAAGUGAAAAAAGCUAACCUUGUUGCAUUUUUGAACAUGUAGAGAACAAAUAAUUUCCCGGGAAGAUUUUUUUGUGUGUCUGUGUAUUUCUGUGGUUUAUGGUUAACUUUAUUUAUACCAAUAACACUAGUGGGUAACUUGGGUAUUGUAGGUGCUGUUCUUUACCAUGGCUGAUGCAAAAAAGGGGGAGAGAGGAGCAGACUGUAGAAUGUUCUAAUGGCUUAAGUUAUGUCAAAUUACCAUAGAUAAUGCUAAUCAUAUUUUUGAAACAGUAAUCAUGGCUUGUGUAUUGGCACUUAAAUGGAAAGAAACCAUAGUGUUAAAAUACUCUUUUGAACAGUGACUGUAAUGUAGCAAUUUUCAUAAUAAAGCAAGAAUGAUUGGUC